AUGAAGGCGAAAAACCGCGACCAAAGCUUGUCGGACUCCAGAGAGCUGGACGGAUCCUAUGACCAGCUUACAGGUAAUCCUUCCACCUGCCAAAGCAAAAAAACCAUAAAGCAGCGAUUCCUCAAGCUGCUGCCGUGCUGCAAGCCCUCAGCUGCCCCCUCAAUCAGUCAAAGCAACGUGGAAGAUGACUUUGAGCUAUCCACUGUGUGUCAUCGCCCUGAAAGCAUGGACAAGCUGCAGGAGCAGACGAAGUUUACCAAGAAGGAGCUGCAAGUCCUCUACAGGGGCUUCAAAAAUGAGUGUCCAAGUGGUGUGGUGAAUGAGGAGAACUUUAAGAACAUUUACUCCCAGUUCUUUCCACAGGGAGAUUCGAGUAUGUACGCACAUUUCCUGUUUGAAGCCUUCGACACGAACAAGAAUGGCUCAGUUAGUUUCGAGGACUUUGUAUUUGGCCUGUCUAUCAUCCUGAGAGGGACCAUUAAUGACCGGUUAAACUGGGCGUUCAACCUCUAUGACCUGAACAAGGACGGCUGCAUCACCAAAGAGGAGAUGUUAGACAUCAUGAAGUCCAUCUAUGACAUGAUGGGGAAGUACACGUACCCCACUAUGCAGGACGAUGCUCCAAGAGAACAUGUGGAGAGCUUCUUCCAGAAAAUGGAUCGGAAUAAAGACGGGGUGGUCACCAUAGAGGAGUUUAUCGAGUCAUGCAAAAAGGAUGAGAACAUCAUGCAGUCCAUGCAGCUGUUUGACAACGUCAUCUAAGAACCUGGACCAGAGAGCACGCUGGCACCAGAGAGGGGAGUGUGUGUGCAAGAGGAAUCAGGAUUGGAAA
Molecule: messenger RNA, 832 nt
Organism: Chelmon rostratus (copperband butterflyfish)
Lineage: Eukaryota; Metazoa; Chordata; Actinopteri; Chaetodontiformes; Chaetodontidae
Product: Kv channel-interacting protein 2-like
Exons: 9
Coding region: 1-762 (253 amino acids)
Biological process (GO): regulation of potassium ion transmembrane transport
Cellular component (GO): voltage-gated potassium channel complex
Molecular function (GO): potassium channel regulator activity; calcium ion binding
Source: RefSeq, a predicted model, not a curated record